Molecule: messenger RNA, 1417 nt
Organism: Aphidius gifuensis
Lineage: Eukaryota; Metazoa; Arthropoda; Insecta; Hymenoptera; Braconidae
Exons: 4
Coding region: 15-1238 (407 amino acids)
Biological process (GO): SCF-dependent proteasomal ubiquitin-dependent protein catabolic process
Cellular component (GO): SCF ubiquitin ligase complex
Molecular function (GO): protein binding
Source: RefSeq, a predicted model, not a curated record
CAUACGCCAAAAAUAUGAUGAUAAUUGAGCGUGUUAAUGAUGAUUGCCUGGCUGAAAUAUUCAUGUAUGUGCCAGCAUGUGAAAGACCAAAAAUUGCAUUGGUAUGCAAAAAAUGGACAAGAGUCCUUGAUAAUUCUUGGUUUAAUGUCAAAAAACUUGAAUUAACUCAUUGGGAAUAUGACGAGUAUCCACAUUUUUUAGAGAGAAAUAAUCCAACAAUCGAUCGACAAUUCAGUUUUUUGAAAUCACUGCUUUAUAAAUGUGGUCAUUAUUUAAGAGAAUUAGACUUGUCAGUCUAUGCUCAUUGUAACAUAUUGCCAGUUAUUAGCGAAUAUUGUCAAAAUCUCGUAAAACUUCGAAUAAGAAUCAAUAAUAUUGAUGAUGCAAUAUUAGAUAAUGCAUUUUCACAACUUUCUAAACUAAAAGUAUUAAAAAUCAUAUUUCAUGGUUGUUUUCAUGAUAUAUAUCCAUCAGUACCUACAACUUUAAUUAAUUCAUUGAUAAACGUUGCUGAUACAUUGACUGAUCUCAAUAUUACAAAUUGGCCUGCAGUCCUUCCUGAAACCGCCCGUUUUCCCGAAGAAAUGACUAAUGUGAUUUCUCAACUAAAGGCCUUAAGAAAAUUUGGAAUUGCUGGUAUAGAAUGUCCCAAAAGUUUAUACGACUAUUUGAAAAAUUCUAAAACAAUAGAAACCAAUAGUGACCACGUUUGUUACAUUAAAAUUAAUAUUGAUGUUUCGGAGCCCAUUGACAGAAUCGAAAGAUUAGAUAUUGCUGGUUGUAAAAUUUCCGAUGAUUGUAUAUAUACUAUUGCUAAUACUAUGAAACGAUUACACACACUAGCUGUAUCAUGUUUAUUGCUAACCGAUACUGGUAUCGGUGCAUGUAUAAAGAUGAGUAAUUUAAAAUAUCUUGUGUUUGACGGCUUUAAUAAUACGGCCACUGACUCUUCAAUUAAAUUGCUCAAAAAUUUAACACAUUUAAAGUUACCAUUCAGCAAUAAAAUUACUGAUGAAUCAGCCAUUAAAGUUCUUGAAAAUUCACCAGACAUGAUUUGUUAUUGCGUUCGAAACACAGGUAUAACUCAUAAAUUUAUUAAAAAAGCAGCAGAAAUAUCAAGAAAUCGUAAAAAAGAAUUAAAUAUACAUGUUUCUUUUGACCGUGAUCACACUAAAUAUGAAUAUUUGGAUAUUGAGUAUAUGAAAAAACAGGAACAUCCAAAAACGAAAAUUAGAUAACAUCGGCUAUUGAUGAUAACUGACUAAUAAUCUUGUAUAUAAUAUACGAGAUCGAUUGAAAGUUUUACCAAUAUAACAAUCAGAGAAAAAGAUAAUUUUACUCACGAGAUACAAAAUAAUAAAAAUGAGUUAAUAUACUAAAUUAGUUAGUUGGUAGUUAGUUGGAGUUAACUCUUCAG